AUCACUGCUGUCCCGCAGGAAGGCGGAACGACGCUCCCGACCCAGUGGGAGCGCAGCCUAAGGCUGGUUCGAAUCGAGCCCUGGGCGGCGGGUCGCGGGGAGCGCUGUCAGAGUUGGGGGAGUCACUCCCUCCCAAGAGGUGCAAGAGGACGGGGUUUAGGCCGGAAGAGCCUUAGAGGAGCCAUUUUCCAGGAUGGCUGAUUUGGUUCUCUGUGAACCAAUAGAGCUUUACAACAUCUUGAAUCAGGUCACAAAAUUAUCCAGAUUGACUGAACCCAACUAUCUCUGUUUAUUGGAUGUGCGUUCCAAACAGGAGUACGAUGAAAGCCAUGUGAUUACAGCCCGUCGAGUGAAGAAGGAGGAAGAUGAAUAUCUUAUCCCGGAGUCUGUGGAUCUAGAGUGUGUGAAGUACUGUGUGGUGUAUGAUAAAAAUUCCAGCUGCCUGGACCUAAUUAUAAAAGAUGACAGUGACAACUCUGACAGUAGUAAAAACGAACCGUUUGCCGGAGGAGCUGCCAUUGAAUGUGGCAAAGCCUUAGCUCACCUCACCCGCCACCCCGUCCAGAUCCUGAGAGGGGGCUAUGAGUCUUUCUCAGCCAAGUACCACUUUUUCCGGACGCAGAAGAUUAUCUGGAUGCCACAGGAAUUGGAUGAAUUUCAGGCAUACCCUGUUGAAAUAGUGCCAGGAAGCAUCUACCUGGGAGAUUUCAGGCAAGCCUGCGAUCCUAAAAUUCAGAAGGAUUUGAAAAUCAAAGCACAUGUCAAUGUCUCCAUGGAGACAGGACCAUUUUUUGUAGGUAACGCUGACAAGCUUCUGCACAUCCAGAUAGAAGACUCCCUGGAAGCCUUCAUUUUCCCCUUUCUGCGCCACCUCUGUCACUUCAUUGAUGUCCACCUUGAACUUGGCAAUGUCAUCCUGAUAUUUUCCACCCUGGGUAUCAGUCGCAGCUGCGCGGCCAUCUUGGCCUACCUCAUGCACCAGAACGAGCAGACCUUGAAGAAGUCCUGGGAACACGUCAAGAAGUGCAAAAACAACGUGUGUCCAAAUCGGGCCUUAGUGGCUCAGCUGUCACAAUGGGAGACGAUUGUUCUCGGAGGCUUCAUCACAGAUAUCUCGGUUCCACUCUGCUGAUCUCUGUGGCUCAGCUAUGGUUCUGAAGAACGUUGCUGGGAGCUUCUUGUGGGGUAAUGGGCGGGGGUGUGUAACCAGGUUGGUGUGGAAAAAGGCCUUUGCUACCUGGA
This is a messenger RNA of Myotis davidii, 1242 nucleotides long. RefSeq names its product serine/threonine/tyrosine interacting-like 1 (gene STYXL1). Gene Ontology annotation, cellular component: mitochondrion. Lineage: Eukaryota; Metazoa; Chordata; Mammalia; Chiroptera; Vespertilionidae. The coding region runs from base 194 to 1132 and encodes 312 amino acids. Gene Ontology annotation, molecular function: pseudophosphatase activity; protein phosphatase binding; protein phosphatase inhibitor activity. The record is from RefSeq and is a predicted model, not a curated record. Gene Ontology annotation, biological process: negative regulation of cytoplasmic stress granule assembly; protein dephosphorylation; positive regulation of intrinsic apoptotic signaling pathway. The transcript has 9 exons.